AUCCCAAUAACUGUCCAAAGUUGUUCGAUAGUUGUUAGGACAAGUAAUACAAUUGUUGAACGACUGUAUUGUGGGAUCCACUUGUCCCUUUCACCUCUCUAACUCAUUUUUUCUCCCUAAAACCCAAUAAUUUGAACCAAAAUCCAAAACCCCACUUCACAAAAUCUCCCAAGAUGUUGAAAAACCUCACUCUUUUGCCUUCAUCACUGUCCUUUCGUGCAGUUUAUUCACUCCAUAUACUUCAAGAAAACCCCAAAACUUCAUCAAAGAUUCAAUCUUUUCACCAUUCAAGCAACACCCAUGAUGAGUUUUCAUCAGAUGUAGAGAAAAUCUACAGAAUCUUGAAAAAAUUCCACUCAAGAAUACCAAAACUUGAACUAGCAUUACAAGAAUCAGGUGUCGUAGUCCGCGAUGGUUUAACAGAAAGAGUCUUGAUGCGUUGUGGUGAUUCAGGUAAUUUGGGGUAUAGGUAUUUUGUAUGGGCAUCAAAACAACCUGGUUUUAGUCAUAGUCAUGAUGCUUAUAAAGCAAUGUUGAAAAGUUUAGGUAAAAUGAGACAAUUUGGUACUGUAUGGGCACUUGUUAAUGAAAUGAGGAAUGAGAAUCCUGAGUUGUUGACUGUUGAUGUGUUUGUUGUGUUAAUGAGGCGAUUCGCUUCGCGGAGGAUGGUGGAGAAGGCUGUUGAGGUUUUGGAUGAGAUGAGUGGAUAUGGUGUUGAGCCAAAUGAGUAUGUGUUUGGGUGUUUGUUAGAUGCAUUGUGUAAAAAUGGUAGCGUAAAAGAGGCGGCUAGGUUGUUUGAUGAAAUGGGAUUUAGGUUUAGGUUAUCGAUUAAGCAUUAUACAUCGUUGUUGUAUGGUUGGUGUAAAGAAGGGAAGGUUAUGGAGGCGAAAGUCGUGUUGAUGAAAAUGAAGGAGGCCGGGUUUGAGCCGGAUGUUGUGGUUUAUAACAAUUUGCUUAAUGGUUAUGUAGUGUGUAGGAAAAUGGCUGACGCGUUUGAUUUGUUGCAGGAGAUGAAAAGGAAAGGUUGUAAUCCGAAUGAGACAUCGUAUACAAUUGUAAUUCAAGGACUUUGUUUGCAGGAUAAGAUGGAGGAAGCGAUGAGGGUGUUGUUGGAUAUGGAGAGAAGCGGAUGUGAAGGUGAUGUUGUAACGUAUACUACUUUGAUAAGUGGAUUUUGUAAAUGGGGAAAGAUUGAAAAAGGUUACGAACUUUUGGAUGAUAUGUUGCGGAAAGGGUAUAAUCCUAAUUCGACUACGUAUUUGCAUAUAAUGUUGGCUCAUGAGAAGAAGGAAGAGUUGGAAGAGUGUUUGGAACUCGUGAAGGAAAUGGAAAAGAUCGGUAUACCUCCUGAUGUUAGUAUCUAUAAUGUAGUGAUUCGUUUGGCUUGUAAGUUAGGGGAAAUUGACGAAGGUGUGCGAAUAUGGAACGAAAUAGAAGCAAGUGUGAUAAGUCCGGGGGUUGACACUUUUAUCGUUAUGAUUAAUGGUUUUGUCGAGGAAGGGCGUUUAAUAGAAGCUUGCGAUCACUUUAAAGAAAUGAUUGGACGAGGUCUUUUGUCUGCUCCUCAAUACGGUACUUUGAAGGACUUAUUGAAUUCUUUGUUACGAGCAGAAAAACUUGAACUCGGUAAAGAUGUUUGGAGUUGCAUAACGACAAAAGGAUGUGAGCUUAACGUGUCUGCGUGGACCAUUUGGAUUCACGCGCUAUUUUCAAAUGGACAUGUGAAAGAGGCUUGUUCGUACUGUUUAGAUAUGAUGGAUGCUGGCUUGAUGCCUCAGCCGGACACGUUUGCUAAGCUUAUGAGGGGUCUAAGGAAGCUAUAUAAUAGACAGAUUGCUGCAGAGAUUACGGAAAAGGUGAGGAAAAUGGCUGAAGAGAGAAAUAUGACUUUCAAGAUGUACAAGAGACGCGGUGAAAGAGACUUGAAGGAAAAAGCUAAGAUGAAACUGGAUGGGAGAAAGAGGAGAGCUCGUAGACGCCGUUGGGGUAGCCAUAAUACUCAGGCUAAGACAUUGUGAUAUGAGAUAUCGGUGAGGAGGAUGCUACUACAUCGAAAGCUGUUUGACUACAUAUUACGUUGGAAGGGUCUCUCAUGAAGAGCGAUAACUUUGUGAAGAGAUAUCUUUACUAUGGGCAAAUAGAUAUGCCUCGGAGUGAAGCGGUUAAAGAGAAAAGACCGAUUAUCCUCAACGAUUAUGAAUUGCCUCGGACGAAUGAAUCCCAAAUUAUGGCAAUCGAAACAAUAUUCCUCAACAGCGAAACAUCAGAACUAAAGAAAAGGGUGAAGUUUCUUGGAAGCACAAGAGGUCUCCAUAUGUUCAACAAGAAUACAUGUUGGGUUGCAGCGGCGAUGAAACUCGACCCCACAUUUUUGAGACACUGCAUCCAUUCUCAGAAUACAUUUGUUCUGCCAUGGACAAUGAUGUGAAGAAGGCACCAUAUUCAAAUGAAGACAGCCCCGCUUUGUAAUCCAUUUGAUAUGGGAGUAGUCCGUGUUGAUAAAAGGGAAUGGUUUCAUAGCAUGGCACACCUCUGUAAAGCAUGGACCAACGUGGUGAGUAUAAAUAUACGUAUACAUUUGUAUCUUUUAGAUAGCAAAUAUCGAAUGGGAAGGGGAGCCUUGGAGUAACUAGUAAAAUUGUUGUCAUGUGACCAGGAGGUCACGGGUUCAAGCCUUGGAAACAACCUCUUGCAGAAAUGUAAGUUAAGGCUGUGUACAAUACACCCUUGUGGUGGGGCCCUUCCCCGAACCCUGCGCAUAGCGGGAGCUUUAGUGCACCGGGCUGCCCUUUUUUAGCAAAUAUCGAAUGGGCACCAUAUUUUUUAUAUUACUCAACUAUUCUGCUGUUGUAUAUUCCUCAUAAUGACCAUGCCAUUGAGCUUCUAAGUUCAUUUAUACUCAAUUUACAGCACAGUUAGCUGGGAAAUUCAA
Molecule: messenger RNA, 2932 nt
Organism: Capsicum annuum
Lineage: Eukaryota; Viridiplantae; Streptophyta; Magnoliopsida; Solanales; Solanaceae
Product: pentatricopeptide repeat-containing protein At3g49730
Exons: 2
Coding region: 174-2018 (614 amino acids)
Molecular function (GO): protein binding
Source: RefSeq, a predicted model, not a curated record